UAGAACAAUUCGUGUGCGCGUCGCUGCUGGUGGAACCGAAUCUCACCAGCUCUACACUACAAUCGACGACGACGGCGGCGGCGGUAAAUAUACACGCGAAAUUAAUAUUAUUACGGUCGUCGGUUGUCUCGCGCGUACGCGUCUUCACGGCACACGGCGGUUCGGGCGUAACGCGUUACCCGUACACGAGACACGCACGGUUCGCGGUCGUCGACGCACACUCCUAAACACGACGACAAGAGCAUCGACAACGACACCACCAUCAACCACAGAAUCGUCGUAAAAUGGCGUUGAAACGUAUCAAUAAGGAACUUCAAGACUUAGGCAGAGACCCACCAGCACAAUGCUCCGCUGGACCUGUUGGAGAUGAUUUAUUUCAUUGGCAAGCAACGAUUAUGGGACCACCGGAUAGUCCAUACCAAGGUGGCGUGUUUUUCUUAACUAUCCAUUUUCCUACGGAUUAUCCAUUCAAACCUCCAAAGGUUGCAUUCACUACUAGAAUUUAUCAUCCGAACAUWAACAGUAAUGGUAGCAUUUGUCUUGAUAUUCUACGGUCUCAAUGGUCACCAGCAUUGACCAUAUCAAAAGUUUUGUUGUCAAUUUGCUCGUUGUUAUGUGAUCCAAAUCCAGAUGAUCCGCUUGUUCCUGAGAUUGCUAGGAUAUAUAAAACAGACAGAGAAAAGUACAACGAAUUAGCCAGGGAAUGGACCCGCAAAUAUGCAAUGUGAUGGUUGUUUUAUGAUAUGUUGCCUGUCCGCCCGUCAUCAGAUUAACAUUCUUUUUUUUUCGCCCUGUACAACUUCAAAAAGAUCAAUAAUACACUUUCAAUCUCCAACUCAUUUGGUAAAAUAAAAAUUUGGCCACCUCAUGGAAAAUUACUUUUUAGUAUGAUUUGGAAAAUAUUUUAAUUAUAAUGCCUAUACAUACUCUUUUUUUUUUACUUAUCACUUUGUCAAAAAGUUCAAUAUUGAAUGUGUAAGUGUCUCAUAAUAUAGAGAACAAAUUUAAAAUAACAUGGUGUUUAUUUAGUAGUUAACUUUAAUAAUAAUGCAUAUUAUUUUUUUUUGGGAUAAAAGUGUAAUAUAUUCAUGUGCUGGUGGCGAUUGAUAACUGCCUUUUUACCUACCCAUAAAUAAUUAUAAUAUAUAUAGUUUUUCAUUAUUA
Diuraphis noxia (Russian wheat aphid) is the source of this 1164-nucleotide messenger RNA. RefSeq names its product ubiquitin-conjugating enzyme E2 eff (gene eff). Lineage: Eukaryota; Metazoa; Arthropoda; Insecta; Hemiptera; Aphididae. The record is from RefSeq and is a predicted model, not a curated record.